This is a messenger RNA of Xiphophorus hellerii (green swordtail), 3312 nucleotides long. RefSeq names its product toll-like receptor 21 (gene tlr21). Gene Ontology annotation, cellular component: plasma membrane. Gene Ontology annotation, molecular function: protein binding; signaling receptor activity. The transcript has a single exon. Bases 27 to 2963 code for a protein of 978 amino acids. Lineage: Eukaryota; Metazoa; Chordata; Actinopteri; Cyprinodontiformes; Poeciliidae. The record is from RefSeq and is a predicted model, not a curated record. Gene Ontology annotation, biological process: toll-like receptor signaling pathway; inflammatory response.
GUUUUUCUCCAUGUCAUCUAGACAAAAUGGCCACUCUGAAUUAUCAGCUUGGGCUGCUUGGACUUUUUCUGUGUGCAGUUCAACUCAUCAGCAGCUACAGCUUUAAAAGCUGCAUUGCAGAUCCAUACUAUAUCCUGACAAGUUUCAAAUGCCAAAAUCGAAACAACACAAAAAUAAUUGAUAUAGUAAAAGAUCUCCCGGAAUCCGCUGUCAAUCUCACAGCUUCUUUCAACCCUGUGCAGAACAUUCCCAACAACAGCUUUGCUCAUUUACCAAACUUGCAGUAUCUCAGUUUGGAUAAGAACCAGCUGAAUACUAUUGAUCCUUUGGCUUUUCAGACACUGCAUCAACUUAAGCAUCUAAAUUUGUCCUUUAACAAUUUGUCACACCUCAGCCCUUCAUUGUUUGAGGACCUGCAUAACCUCACCACCCUCUCGCUGACAAACAAUGUUUUAAAGGUAUUGCCUGAAGACAUUUUCUCCAAUGCUGCUAAUCUAAAAACCUUAAAUCUCAGGAAUAACAAUCUUACUCAUUUUGCUGCAGUUGUGAAGUCUGUAUCACAUCUAACAAAUCUAACGAUCUUAGAUCUUUCCUCCAACAACUUGACUUCACUCAGUGAUUUAAAUAUAUCUCUACCACAAUCCCUCAGAGUUUUAAACCUAUGUAGAAACAAUCUGCAUACUUUGGGAUGUAAUCCAUCACUCCUCAGAUUCAUCCAGGUGCUUGAUCUGUCAUUUAAUUCAAAGCUUUCCACGACAGCUUUCGAAGGAGUGGAUUUGAGAAACGUAAAGAUUCUCCAGUUGCGGUCAACAAGUGUCAAGGCAGUGGAGCUUUUAAACAUCAGCAACAUCAAUGCAGGUCAUGUUGUUUUCUCAGGGAUGGGUCUAAAGAAUGACAGUCUACUUGUGGAUUUAUGCACAAUGCUGAGAAGAAAGCUGAGUUGGAUUAAAAAUAUAGAUUUAACACAUAAUGGCAUUCAUAAUACAACAAAUGUUUCCAUGUCCGUUUGCCCUAAGAUCAUUGGAGCUUUGGAUUUAUCCAACAAUGAUCUGAAAAAAGUACACUGCUUGGACUUUUUAGGCAAACAAGUCAGUAUCAAGAAGUUUAAUGCGGAGCACAACCAUAUUACUUCACUCGAAAGCUGUAAAAAGACCCAUUUUAACAACUUAAAAGAACUGAGCUACCGUUACAAUCGCAUCCUCUCAGUCAAUGGAUAUGCUUUCAGUCACAUGCCAAAGAUUGAGAUGCUACAGCUAAACAUAAAUAAUGUUGCUUUUCUCCAUCGCAAAGCCCUAAGAGGGCUGAAAAAUCUUAAGACCCUCCGACUGGACAAUAACCUCCUUACUGAUUUGUUUAAUGACACAUUUAAAGAUAAUUACAACCUGCAAAUACUCAAUCUACGCAACAAUCGCAUUUCUGUCAUAUUUAAUGGGACUUUUAUGAACCUAAGAAAUCUAACUACAUUGGACCUUGGAGGUAAUAAGAUCACCCAAAUACAUUCUUCUGGCCUUGAUGGGUUAAAAAGUCUUUCAAAAUUCUACCUAGAUGGAAACAACCUGAAACAAAUUGACUCGUCACUCUACCGUGCAUUCCAAGACACACUUACAGUGCUGGAUUUACAAAAAAAUCUCAUUCAUUUCUACAAAAAAAGUGUCAUUUCACCAUUUGUAAAACUCCGCAAACUCAGAGAUCUGAAACUGGACAGCCAGAGAAAUUAUGGCCUUGUUGUUUUACCUCAAAAUUUUUUCAAAGGACUCCACUCGCUACAAUCUUUGUACCUCACCAACAACAAAAUAGAUUUUCUUCCUCCCGAAGCUUUUGAUGAUCUGACAAGCUUAAAAUUCCUCACACUGGAUAACUGUUGUGUUGGAGUGGCCCAAUUAAAACCAGGAGUCUUCAAGAAUGUCAGAAAUUUGACCAGGUUGGUUGUAGAAAAUAUGGGAAUUCAGAACUUCUCCAAGGAUGUAUUUGGGAAUCUUACACAGCUACGCAUGCUUCAGCUAAAUCGUAAUGUGAUGCAGAGCAUUUCUGUAGAUGCUCUUGAGAGUUUACCUAAACUCCAGUAUCUUGACAUGCGUAAUGUCCCUCUUAGCUGUACCUGCAAAAACAGCCUUCUGCAAAAUUACACAGUAAAUAACCCAAAUGUUCAGAUAGUCUAUCUCUAUGAAAUGAAAUGUCAAGCGGAUAAAAAAUUCAAAUUUCACAACUUUGAUACAAAGGUUUGCUAUAUUGAUCAAGGAAAGUAUCUGUUUUUCAGCACUGCAGUUGUGAUCUUUCUAUUUACAGUCUCUCCUUUACUUUAUGUCAAACUGUACUGGAAAAUCAAGUACAGCUACUAUGUGUUCCGCUCCUGGUUUAGUGAUCACUGGAGCAGACUCAGGGAGAAGGAGGAAAAGUGCACAUAUGAUGCUUUCAUCUCCUAUAAUUUCUCUGAUGAGGAGUGGGUCAUGAAUCAGUUGUUGCCCAACUUGGAGGGAAAUGGAUCGUCUUUUAAGCUCUGCCUGCAUCACAGGGACUUUGAGGUGGGUCGCUACAUUGUGGACAACAUCGUCACUGCAGUGUACAGCAGCAGAAAAACCAUUUGUGUUGUGAGCAAAAACUUCCUCCAGAGUGAGUGGUGCUCUCUGGAAAUCCAGCUCGCAAGUUACAGGCUCUUCGAUGAACACCGAGACGUCCUUCUGCUUGUGUUUCUGGAGCCAAUUUCUGAGAGGCAGCUGUCAUCCUACCACCGCAUGAGGAAAGUUAUGUUGAAAAAGACCUAUCUUCAGUGGCCUGGCCCUGACUGCACUGAUCCCUCACAGGCCCAAGAGCUGUUCUGGAGUCAGUUACGCAGGGCAAUCAGAGCAGGCAACAGACUGGAAACCGAAGAAAAUGACACAGAUGAAGACUUUGCUCGAACCAGCAAUGAAACAGGAAAUUAUAAGAAACUCUUAUCGGACGAUGAAGAUUAUUUGCAACCUUAAACCUGUCCCCUUUCUUUAUUGACACAAAAUAUGUAAUGCAAUUGUAAAUGUAUAUAAAUUAUUUUUUAUCCAGACACCAAUAGUAUUUAGCAUGUUAUGAUCAAUUUAUUUUUAUGUUCAUUUAUAUUCUUACAGAUUACAGAUUCUCAGAUAUUCUGUCAUACAGUUUUUCCACAAAUGUACAUCUUGUUUGGCAGUCACAACAAGUGAGAAACAACUUAGAAACAACUUCCAAAACAGCAUUUUCUAAACCAGAAAAAAACUCAAACUUCUUAGAGAAUUGUACACUUUUGUGCAUGUAUUUGUAAUGUAGCACUCAGCAUAAUAAAAGGUGUUCUAAAGAUGCAAA